Molecule: messenger RNA, 1627 nt
Organism: Zychaea mexicana
Lineage: Eukaryota; Fungi; Mucoromycota; Mucoromycetes; Mucorales; Lichtheimiaceae
Product: Alpha/Beta hydrolase protein
Exons: 4
Coding region: 352-1179 (275 amino acids)
Source: RefSeq, a predicted model, not a curated record
CUUUUUCCUGUUUUCCGAUCUUGUUUGCACGCAUUUCUCUUAUCUCUCUUCUUCUUCUCACGUUCUCAUCUUCUUGUUGCUGGUUGGUUGGUUGUUAUUGUUGUCGCAACAGUCUGUAUAUGCCGUUUUUCCUUCAUGUGUUGUAGUAGUAUUACCUUUUAUAUAUACAUAUGUUUCUUUCUUUUCGCCCCCUCGUCCUUCACAAUAUGUCAUUUUUUCCAUCUCCUCCCACUCCCACUCGCGCUCUGCAACACGCAUUGUAAAUUAUGAGUUUGUUUUCGUUUCGUUUUCCGUUCUGCCCUAUAUAUAUAUAUAUAUAUAUUAUACAUAAAGUUUCUGUUUGAUUGUAUCAUGAGCAAAAGAAUUGUCUCGCUUGCAUUUGAGAAGUAUGCUACUGCCGCUAAAUCCCACGCGGGCCCUCCACUAAUCAUUUCGCAUGGGCUGUUUGGAUCGAAGCAAAACUGGAGGACGCUAGCGAAAGUAUUCAGCACGCGACUGUCCCGAGAUGUUUACACAGUUGAUCUGCGUAACCAUGGUGACAGUUGCCGUAGCGACGUACACACUUUUGACAGCAUGGCCAAUGAUUUAACUCAGUUCAUUGCCGAUCAAGGUCUUGAACAACCUGUUCUUGUCGGCCAUUCCAUGGGUGGAAAAGCUUCUAUGGCAUGCGCCUUACAGUCACCUACAGCAAUUUCUCAUUUGGUGGUAAUCGAUAUGCCUCCUGUACCUCUCUCUUACGUUUUGCGAUUCGGCAAGUACGUGGAAGCAUUUAGAGCAAUUAAAGAGCGACGUCCAGAUCGACUAGCUACUGCCAGCAAAAUCCUUGAGCAAUAUGAGCCAAACCAAGGCGUUCGAUCUUUUUUGCUAACGAAUCUUCGACGCAACGAGGCGACCGGCUCUUAUUCCAUCAAGGCCAACUAUGAAACGCUUGGAAAGUCAUUGGAUGAUAUUGCAGCCUUCGAUACACAGGGCACAUUUGCAAAGCCCACGCUUUUCAUAGCAGGUGGCGACAGUCCAUACCGACAGAAAUUUUUGGUGUACCGUGAUACCAUUCGUGCCAUGUUUCCUAAUUCGACAUUGGAAACAAUCGAAGGUGCCGGUCACUGGGUGCAUGCCGAUCAACCUGAAGCUUUUGUCAAGCUAAUGAUCAAGACAUUUAUGCCAUCUGGUUCGCAUUAAAGCGGAAAGUUUUACCGCCGCAUAUCCGAACUGUACUGUUAAAAUACCUUGAUGAUGUUUUAUGCUUUCUGAUUUUGCCUAAUAUUAGCGAAUACUUAAUACAUACACACAAUCCUUUGAUCAACUACGAGUCAAACAAGACAGAAGGAGUCAGCUACCAUGUCAUAUCAACCUACACCCGUGCGCUGUCAUCAUCAUCGUCAUCUUGUGCUAUGAACGAACUUGUGACGCCUCCAAUUGAACAUAAAUCCACACGUAGAACGUCAACAGGAACAAGCAAAGUCUCAUGAAGUGCCAGCUAUGCUAUCACCACCAGCAUAACAUCAGCAGCAACGAAAGCGAAAAUUACGCUCGCUUGAAUACAUGAAUGACGAUUAAGAGCGAAAGAAUACCUCGAGCGUAAUCGCCAAAGUAUAUAACGCUAUAUCUCUUAAUAAGUGAAAUGACU